AUGCCUCUGCUGAAUAGUGUUGGUGUUCACGAACCCUUUGCCCUGCGUAGCAUUAUGGAGAUCGUGACAGACGACAGCUACGGGCUUGGGGAAUCCUAUGGCGACUCGGCUCACUUGAAACGUCUGAAAGAUGCAGCACAUGAUAUGGAGGGUGUAUCCGUGUACAAUACGAAUUUAAUCUAUAAGAUAUGUGAAAACUCUCUAGAAGGUGACAACGCGACCGGUGGAGAUGGUAUGGCGGGUAUGGUCACAACGGCAUCUGUAACCGACAAAGUCUUCUCACCCUUUGAGGUUGCGUGUCUAGACAUACAAGGAAAGAUCGCAGGACUUCCUGUGUGUGAGAUUCUUGGUGGUCGUGUGAGAGAUAACGUGCAAUACUCCGCAUAUCUCUUCUACAAAUGGGGCAGUCAUCCUGGUCAACCAGAGGAUAUAUAUGGAGAAGCCUUGGAUUCGACAGGAAUCGUGCGACAAGCGCAGAAAAUCAUCACAAAAUAUGGGUUCAAAGCCAUCAAGUUGAAAGGUGGCGUGUUUCCGCCAGCAGAGGAAGUUAAAGCCGUCAAGGCACUUCAUACUGCGUUCCCAGAAAUGCCGCUACGACUAGACCCUAAUGCCGCAUGGACUGUCGAAACAUCGAAAUGGGUCGCUAGUCAGUUGGAAGGUAUCGUUGAGUAUCUUGAGGAUCCUGCCCCAGAAAUCGAGGGAAUGGCAGCGGUCGCAAAACAGGCUUCGAUGCCCCUGGCAACGAAUAUGGCGGUUGUUGCUUUUUCACAUCUCCCUCCUUCGGUCGCGCAAGAUGCCGUUCAGGUCAUUCUCUCUGAUCAUCAUUUCUGGGGUGGGCUUCGAAAGUCCCAAACCCUGGCCGCCAUUUGCAGUACAUGGAAGAUGGGACUUUCCAUGCAUUCCAACAGUCACUUGGGUAUAUCACUCGCUGCCAUGACUCAUUUGGCCGCUGCCACUCCAAAUCUGGACUAUGCUUGCGAUACACAUUGGCCAUGGAAACGCGAUGAAGAAGACGUCAUUGUCGAGGGUGCCCUGAAAUGGCGCGAUGGAGGUGUCGCUGUUCCAACUGCGCCUGGACUGGGAAUCGAAAUCGACAGAGAAAAGCUCGAACGUCUUCAUCAACAGUACCUUGAAUGCGGCAUGACUAAGAGAGAUGACACUACUUAUAUGAGAAAUUUUCGACCGGAGUUCUCACCACAUAUACCUAGAUGGUGA
This is a messenger RNA of Penicillium cosmopolitanum, 1215 nucleotides long. Its product is annotated as glucarate dehydratase family protein. Lineage: Eukaryota; Fungi; Ascomycota; Eurotiomycetes; Eurotiales; Aspergillaceae. The record is from RefSeq and is a predicted model, not a curated record. The coding region runs from base 1 to 1215 and encodes 404 amino acids. The transcript has a single exon.